Molecule: messenger RNA, 2208 nt
Organism: Clarias gariepinus (North African catfish)
Lineage: Eukaryota; Metazoa; Chordata; Actinopteri; Siluriformes; Clariidae
Gene: wdr82
Product: WD repeat domain 82
Exons: 9
Coding region: 225-1166 (313 amino acids)
Cellular component (GO): Set1C/COMPASS complex
Molecular function (GO): chromatin binding; protein binding
Source: RefSeq, a predicted model, not a curated record
CCACCUACCUCACGCGUAGGCAACUUCCGGUACCCAGUUCACACGCUUGUACGGCGGGCUUUCCCUUACAUUAUGAAAUAUAUACGAUAGGGCGCUUAAUAUUUUCAGAAAAAACUUUACGGUGCGAUUGUUUUAAACAAAUCGUUUAAAACAGACCCUGGUCUAUUUGAGUUGGCAGAGAGCGGGGAGCCUGCGCCUUGCCAGGCAUAAAGCAGCGCGGCAACAUGAAGCUAACAGACAAUGUGCUGCGGAGUUUCAGGGUCGCUAAGGUUUUCCGAGAGAAUUCGGACAAAAUCAACUGCUUUGACUUCAGUUCAAAUGGCGAAACGGUGAUAUCGAGCAGCGACGACGACUCUAUUGUCUUAUACGACUGCCAGGAGGGGAAACCCAAGCGAACUCUCUACAGUAAGAAAUAUGGCGUGGAUCUCAUCAGAUACACACACGCCGCCAAUACGGUUGUCUACAGCUCCAACAAGAUUGAUGAUACAAUACGGUACUUGUCUCUUCAUGACAAUAAGUACAUUCGUUACUUUCCUGGGCACAAUAAGAGGGUUGUUGCUCUGUCCAUGUCCCCUGUUGAUGACACAUUCAUCUCUGGCUCCUUGGAUAAAACAAUCCGGCUAUGGGAUCUUCGCUCUCCCAAUUGUCAGGGUCUAAUGCAUCUUCAGGGGAAGCCAGUGUGUUCAUUUGAUCCUGAGGGUCUGAUAUUUGCUGCAGGAGUUAAUUCAGAGAUGGUCAAACUCUAUGACUUGCGCUCAUUCGAUAAGGGCCCAUUUGCUACAUUUAAGCUGCAGUACGAGCGUUCAUGUGAGUGGACCGGCCUGAAGUUCAGUAACGAUGGUAAACUCAUUUUGAUCUCCAGCAAUGGUGGAACACUCAGGCUGCUCGAUGCUUUCAAAGGUGCUGUGCUACAUUCAUUUUCGGGCUACAACAACAGUAAAGGUGUGGUUCUGGAAGCUUCCUUCACCCCAGACUCUCAGUUUGUCAUGAUUGGUUCGGAGGAUGGUAAAAUCCAUGUGUGGAAUGCGGAGAGUGGAAUGAAAGUAGCAGUGUUGGAUGGGAAACACACAGGACCCGUCACCUGCCUACAGUUUAACCCCAAAUUCAUGACCUUUGCCAGCGCCUGUUCUAACAUGGCAUUCUGGUUACCAACAAUAGAUGACUGAUGAAGAAGCUGUGCACUGAAGAAUUUAAGUUUGACUGUUUUUGUGAUCCAGCAGAUGUCAGCAUUUGCACUGCCUCUGGAUCACUGGGACUGCUUUUUGUGGACUGUAAAUAGGCUGACCCUGAGGCCAUAUUGUUGCUUUUUUCCAUUUUAUACCUCUAUCAUUAAAUCAUGUUCUUUUGUAAAUUUGGUGUUAUCAGUGCUGUGCAUUCAUUUAAGAUGAUUUUGUUUACCCUCAAACGGGUCUUGGGUAAGGGUUUUGGUUUGUGUCAGAAAUAAGUGCGGUCAGGAGAACUGUUUUGUAAGACGUGUGCUCAAUAAAUAUUUAUGAACACUAAUGGAAGAAACAAUCUGAAUGUUGGUUUUGGAAGGUAUGUUCUAGACCAAAAUGGCUAAAACUUAAUUGGAUAAAGAAGUGGCAAAAAGUAUUAUGAUUAUUUCUCUUUACUGAGCCAUGGAAAUAAUAAUUCUAAUGUCAUAAUUCUAAUAGUCUGGUGUGUCAAUUGACCAGCAAGGUGUAUUCCCAGAUACUUAAAAUACUCCUCCAUCAUUACAGGUGAAUUAACAGUGGACCUACCCUGAUUUCUAAACAAAGUUGAUCACAUAUCAACCUGGGUAAAUUCUGUGGUUUUGUCAAAUCAUUGCUUUAGGACUCAAAAAUCAUGUGCAUCCUGGUGUUUAACUCGUGCUAAAGAUUAUAAUCUCAUUCUCCUUUCUUACUAAAUCAAUUUAUAAAACCAGGAGUACACUGCCCAAAAAUAUUUAUAUUUAUGCAAAUGUAAAUAUGCAGACUUUCUACUGCAAAUUCAUCACCAGGUUUUAAACUUGUAUACAAUUUCUGCUGAAGUUGUAGAUUGUAAUAUGGUGUUAUUUUAUUUGAGUGGCACACUGCUGUUUUCUCAGUGCUGGCUCAUUUUUCAUUAUUCAUGUUUUAUGAUUACAGGAAGUGGGGAAAAUUGUCCAAAGUAUGAAUUUGUAAUAUGUGUCCAGACAUUCAAAAAAAAAGGUUAAAGAAAGCAAUAUUAUUAAAUGCAUUAAAUUUA